Purpureocillium takamizusanense is the source of this 1362-nucleotide messenger RNA. RefSeq lists its product as uncharacterized. The record is from RefSeq and is a predicted model, not a curated record. Gene Ontology annotation, molecular function: O-methyltransferase activity. Bases 1 to 1362 code for a protein of 453 amino acids. The transcript has 2 exons. Lineage: Eukaryota; Fungi; Ascomycota; Sordariomycetes; Hypocreales; Ophiocordycipitaceae.
AUGUGUCAACCGACCAGCCCUUUGCAAGAGUACGCGCAGGACAUCUGCCGAGCAGCCAAGCUGGUCGAUGCAUAUUGCCUGACGACGGGCCACCCGAUGCCGUCUUUCGGCCCGGCAGCCCCCAGCAUUACCUUGCCUGCCGACACUCCGCUCCACAUCCGAGAAGCCCGGCAGAAGCUGAUGGCAUCGGCCUUCAGGGUCCAGCAGCUCGUGGCAGAGCCCGUGGAGUUCGUGCCACGCCUUGGCGUUCAUUUUCAGAACUUCGCCUGCAUCCACUGGUUGUGCCACUUCCGUAUCAUCUCCUUCAUCCCGCAACACGAGUCUGUGUCUUAUUCGGCCGUGGCCCAGCUUGCGUCGGUCCCGGUCACGCAGUUAAGACGCAUAGCGCGCAUGGCCAUCCUCCACAACUUCCUGAGCGAGCCGGUCGAGGGCCAGCUCGCACACAGCGCCGCCUCUCUGCUUCUGGUGACAGACCCCAAGCUGGUCGACUGGGUCCUGUUCAUGGCGGACGCAACAACCCUGGCCGCGGCGAAGCUGGCCGAGGCCACCGACAGAUGGGGCGACACCACAUCCAAGACGGAGACGGCCUUUAACAUUGCCAAGAAGACUGACCUUGGGUUUUUCGACUACCUGGCCCAGACGCCCGAGCUGCGGGCCAAGUUCGCCGCCCACAUGAAGAAUAUCACCGUGGCAGACGGGACCAAGAAUGAGCACCUGAUUGCCGGCUUCGACUGGGCCGGCUUGCCGGAGGGCGCCACGGUUGUCGACGUGGGCGGCUCUAACGGGCAUACCGCCGUCGACUUGGUCACAAAGUUCCCGCAUCUUCAGGUCAUCGUGCAAGACCUGCCGGAGACGGUCGCUCGGGCAUGGACUCUGCUGCCCGCCUCGGCCCGCUCCCGUAUCUCCAUACAGGCGCACGACUUCUUCACGCCCCAGCCCGUCCAUGGCGCUGCCGUCUACCUGCUGCGCAUGAUCCUACAUAACUGGCCGGAUGACAAGGCCAUUUCCAUCCUGCAGAACCUCCUGCCCGCUCUCGCCGCCAACCCUGGGCCACAAGGCUCCCGCCUGCUCAUCAUGGACACCGUCCUGCCGCUCCCAGCAGGCUGUAGCAGCGCCGACGCUGCCUUGGUCGAUCCCCUCGAGGAGGCCAUGCUGCGCGCCCGCGACCUGACCAUGCUCGAGAUCUUUAACAGCCAAGAGCGCGAGCUUGGAGCCUGGAAGAGGCUCAUCGAUGAGGCGUGGAGGACUGACCCGGGGAACACGGGUGUCCGGCUGGAGCUGGUCGGCAACAAGAAGCCCCUGGGCAGUAAUAUGAACGUGCUCGAAGUAGCCGUCUUGAUACAAGCCGCGAACGGGCAGUAG